Molecule: messenger RNA, 3357 nt
Organism: Astyanax mexicanus (Mexican tetra)
Lineage: Eukaryota; Metazoa; Chordata; Actinopteri; Characiformes; Acestrorhamphidae
Gene: rgs9b
Product: regulator of G protein signaling 9b
Exons: 17
Coding region: 182-1639 (485 amino acids)
Biological process (GO): G protein-coupled receptor signaling pathway; intracellular signal transduction; regulation of G protein-coupled receptor signaling pathway
Source: RefSeq, a predicted model, not a curated record
AGCGGCGAUGUUCUCUGAUUGGUGGAGACAGCCAGCGUCUCGGUGUGUGUAUCAAUAAUAAUAAGAGAUUAGGCUGGAUUAGUAAAACUCCCACGUUCAUCCGAGAACCCGCUUCAUUCCCGCUCCUCGACGGUGAUCUGCAGGCUGCUCCUCCUCUGCUGUGCGGACCACAGACCCAAUCAUGACCAUCAGAAACGUGCGGGAUCACGGACAGCGCUACAGACCGCGGAUGGCUUGUCUGAAAAAGCUGGAAGCUGUGGUGCUGGAGAUGCAAGACCCCAAGACUGGGGUGAAAUCUCAGACACAGAGGCUGGUCAUCACCACCAUUCCUCAUGCCAUAACAGGUGAAGAUAUUGUUGAAUGGAUUGCUAAUCGCUUCAAAGUCGGUGCUGCUGAGGCCAGAGCUAUGGGUACCAUGAUGGUGGCCUUUGGAUACAUUUAUCCACUGCAGGACCAUAAGAGACUUAUUAUCAAACCAGACGCUUCACUGUAUCGCUUUCAGACACCAUAUUUCUGGCCUGCACAACAGUGGCCAGUGGAGGACACAGACUACGCAAUAUAUUUGGCAAAGAGGAAUAUACGUAAAAAAGGAAUGUUAGAGCUGCAUGAACAGGAGCAGUACAAUAAUCUUCACAAAUGGAUGAACCACAAGUGGGACUUCAUUGUGAUGCAGGCCAAAGAACAGUACAGGGCAGGAAAAGAGAGGAAGAAACCAGACCGAGUGGUGUUUGACUGCCAAGAGAGAGCCUACUGGGUAGUGCACAGACCACCUCCAGGAACGAUUAGUGGCAUGGACUACGGACUGGAGCGACUUGUAGAUCCCAACCUAGAGGAGAAACAAUCAUCUGACCACUACAGAAGGAUAAUAAUCUUCACUCAGCAGUGCAUCAUGAGGCCUAGAGUGAAGUCAUCUGUGUCCAUUGGAGCACUUGUGAAGUACAGCACAACAUACAAGCAGCAUGACCCAUUCCUUUACCCAUGCCUUCCCAGCAACCCCUGGUUAACAGAUGAUGUCACGUACUGGCAGCUUAACAUGCAAAAUAUUGAAAAUCCAACAAAAAUGAGAGUGGAGCGCUGGACUUUCAGCUUUGGUGAACUGCUGUCUGACCCUCGCGGACGAGACGAUUUCCGCCUCUUCUUAAAGAAAGAGUUCAGUGGUGAAAACCUUGCGUUUUGGGAGGCGUGUGAAGAUCUCAAAUGGGGAACUGCAGCUACAAUGAAAGAGAAAGCUCAGCAGAUCUACAAAACGUUCCUGGCUCGCGGAGCUCCUCGCUGGAUCAACAUUGAUGGAAAGACCAUGGAGAUUACAGUGAAGGGCCUGUCUCACCCUCAUCGCUAUGUUCUGGAUGCUGCGCAGACCCACAUCUACAUGCUGAUGAAAAAGGACUCAUAUGGCCGAUACCUGAAGUCCCCUGUGUUUAAGGAGACUCAGAAGAAGGCUGUAGUUCCUGAGCCACACAACUUCAGUGAUUCCCAGCUGGAGCAGAAUGCUAAGAAGAGAAGGCCCAGCCUGAGCCCCAUUAUCCUGAGGCAGCAGGAGGAGGAGCAGAAGGCCAAGCUGGCUGCCAGCGGACCUGUGGACAUAACGCAGGUUAUGAGCAAACUGGCCCAGAAAAAGGGGACGGAACACAGGACUUAGAUAUUAUAGCAUAUUAUAGCAUUGGCUUUAUAUUUUAUUCUUCUCAGUUAGAGACGGGUACUGCACUGAUACCAGCAGAACAUUCUGGAUCAGAUGUUAGAAGAGACAAAUAUCAAACAGUAUCUGAUAGCCUCAAAUAUUGCAGAUUUGCUUAUAGAGCAAACUAGUGAUGGGAGGUUAAUCUAAUUAAUUAGAUUAAUCAACUGACUGUUUUAAUGCAGUUUUCAAAAUAGGAUAAUCAAGAUCUUUACAAAGAGAACCUGCCAGAGAGAAUCUAAGUAGAUUGGCUUAUGCUCCUGUAAAGAAGUCUUUUAUGUGGCAGCAAUUUUCAUAUCUUGCACUUUUCCUUAUGUGAAAUAUAAGGAAGUUACUGUUUCCCCCUUUUCAGUAUAGUGCUGUGUAUUGGCUAGAACUUGGCAUUACGAUAAUAUUUUUAAACAGGUCUUAUGAUUUAGUAUUCAAAUGUUAGAAAACAUUUUAAUAAUAUCAAAAAACACACUAUCAUAUUUAUAAAAUCUGAAUAAUAGGAACUGCUAUCUAGUGGGCGAGGUCAAAAUGCAACUCAAAAUGAAUCACUGUGUUUACAUGUAAACUAUUAAUUAAAAAUCAAUACUUUGUUUUAAAAAAAAAUCUACAGUAUUACAGAACAGAAUAUUUUGAUACAAUACAAUAGAUUCAUAUUUUCUUACACAGUUUAGUAUAAAAAAAAAAGAUUUUGUCUCCCUUAAAAAUAAAUUUAAAAUAAACAAUACUUUGCUAAUUUGAAUGCUCUAAAUGGUGCUGUUUUUGCUAUUAUGGCACAUCUACAAAUAGAUGGCAAAUGAACAAAAACCUGAAUAGAUUUUUUUUUCAAGUAUCACUUAUACUUGAAAAUGAUUAAGAUUAUUUUUUUUUUUACAUUAUUGCCCAGCCCUAGUGCAAAGCAUACACAAACACGUCACAUGUAUUCCAAAAAUAGAACAGAUGAAGUAACCUGCUAAAUACUACGUUAGAAUUAUUAUUGGUUUGUUUGAUUUAAAAAAAAAGCCUCAGUUCUGUGAAACGAAACAGCUGGAAGGUUCUGCACUUUUAAGAUGCUUAAAAUAACUUAUUUUACAGCUUAUAAGCUUUUUAAAGACAGACAGUAUUGUAUUAUUCAUGACAUUAUCUAAUAACUCUAAGUUUUGGAAAAGUGAUGUUGUAUAAUGUCUAGCUUUAGCUCACAUCACCUGAUGUUCUAUAUAGAGUAAAUCUAAAUGUGUAUACUGUAGGUUGUAAAAUAUUAUUUUAAAACUUUCUAUGUGUAGUAGAAUACUGCAUAUGAUUAUAAACAAAAGUACUAAAGUGCAAAAAAUUACGUUAAAAAAUGUGCGCAUUGGUUCCACAUGAAGCAAAUAUUUUAUAUCAGCAUAUUUGCUGAGCACUUCAUUCACAUAAAUGUUCAUGUUGUUUGUAUGGAUAUCAUGUACAUUUUUAUUCAUUCAUUAUUUAAAUCAUUGAAUAUGUUUUCCAUGUCCCCUUUGUCUUUGUUAUAUUGUCCUGUCCAUAUAAAAAAAUAAUUGUGAGUACAUUUGAUGUUUUAUCAUAUUAUGUUAUUUUUGUGCUCAUUUUGUGAAACAAAACAUUCAGCAAGUGAUAUCAUUGUAAAUCACCACCCAUUUUUCUGUCCCUUUUAUCACAGUGUCUGCUGAAUGAUGCUGUUUGUUAUUCAUGUAAUAAAGUCAAAUCAUUCCUGUCAA